Molecule: messenger RNA, 8278 nt
Organism: Microcebus murinus (gray mouse lemur)
Lineage: Eukaryota; Metazoa; Chordata; Mammalia; Primates; Cheirogaleidae
Source: RefSeq, a predicted model, not a curated record
GGAGGUGUGGGGGAGGGGGAACUGCCAUCUGCGCCUUCUUCCCUGGGCUUCCUACGUGGUGCACACAGCCCCACUGCCCUUGUUCUGGCCUGUGGUCUUUUGUGUGCGCACUGCGCUGGGUGGUGUGGGGAGAGCCACUGCCCUUUGCCCGUCCCCUUGCCAGGCUCUGAGCACCAGGCGUACUGGGCUCUGGCAGAGCCGGCACUGGCAUUUCCCUGGGGCUGGAUGUCUGGAGCCCACUGUGGAAGCCACGCCUUAGACUCUUUGUCCCUGCCAGCCUGGCUAUUGCAGGGGAGGGAGUGGAAGAAGAUUGGUGCCCAAAGUCUCCAGCCUCUGAGCACCCCCACAGGUACAGAGAGCUUGCGUCCACAACCACGUGGCACCCUCAUGUGUUCACAGUGAGCUCUGAAACCCUUGGGGUGCCUGUGGUCAUUAGGGUUUCCCUCUGUCUUUGCAAGUGGAGGCAGGUGUGGUGCUGGGGAGAGUAUUUCUGUCCUGGGAAGAGAGGGCAGGGUGGGUCCCCAUGGGAGGCAGGGCUCGCUGCCCUGGGAGGGGCAGGAGACUCUGGUGGUGAUGAGGCAAAGGGCAGCUGAGCUAUUUACAGAGACCCUGAACUGUGUGGGGCAGAGCUGCCUGUGGUUCCCUCCUGCUUAGCGGCUGGCAGCCAUGAGUCAGUGAAGAUAGUUCCUGUCUCCACUGGUCUCCUGCCCUGUGGAAUCCUGUGGGGCCAGACUAGGCACAGGUGGCCACCUGAACACCACCUGCUUUCCCUAGCCCUGGACUCAGUGCCCUCCCCUGCUGAGCCAUUCUCUGAGGCUCUGGCAAGGGUGCAGGUGGAGGUGGAUACUGUUUCCUGUGGGGAGCUAGGCUUGGCGCUGAGGCGGCUCUGGGCACCGCUGGCCACUGUCCUUGUCUUCCCUUGUGUUUCCCUCCUCCCCUGGGGUCCAUCGGGCUGCCCUGCCCUUGCUCUCCCCACUGAGAAUGAGGUUGCCCUGGUACUUGGCACGGGCUGCUGCUCAGUGGGGGUGUGGAGUUUGGUCAGGAGGAGCCAGCCCUUGGAGCCCACGUGCACUCUGUCGUGCCAGUGGGCUUGUAGGGCUCCUGCGGAGCCCAGCGCAUUUGUGUGCUUAUUACUUAAUGACCUCAGUCAGUGUCUGUGCCAGUUGGUCUGGCAAGGCCAGCUGGCCAUCUUUCCCAGGUGCAGGAAGGACGGUGUUGUCCUUCCUUGAAAGGACAUAGGGCCCAGCUGGUGUCAGGGGCUUGGCCAGGCCACCUUCCCUGCUGGCACCUGGAGGCCCAGGCUAGAGAGGUGCUCAGUGCCGGCCCAAAGGUGGAGCCCUUGGGUUUGGGUGGGCAUCGGUGAGGAGCAGGUGUGGGCAGGCGGCAGGCAGGCUGUGGAGUCUGCGAAGCAGCACAACUUCUAGAAAAUGCUGAAGCUUAGGCAGCCCCUCAGGUUGUCUGUGCAGCCUGCCACCGCAGAGCAGAGGCUUGCAGAUGUGAUAGUUAGAUUUGGGCCACACAGUGUUUUAAACAGGAGCCUUCAUUUAGCUUUGGAGAUUUCACAUGGAAGUCUAGAUUUCCAGCUUGUCUUGAGAGCUGGGGAGAUUGGCCCUGUGGGGCUGUGCACCAGGCAGGAGUGGUCAGCUCACCGAGGGAGCUCCUGCUCCCUGGAUUUUAUAACCACCUAUUGGUCAUUUUUGGGUUCCCUGCUGGUCCCUGUGGGUGUGUGAUCAAUUUCCUUUAGUGUGAGACAGCAGCCUGGGCUGUGAGGUCAAGUGCAAAUCCCAGUCUCUCUCCUUGGCGCCUUCCUGUCCUGGCCUCCGUCUUCUCAUGAGCACGAGUGGGGCGCGAGGGCAGCUCGAGCCCUGGCGAGGUGGUGCGCGUGGGCAGGGCGCGGGGACAUGGGGCCUGACAUGGAGCUGCCCAGCCACUCGAAGCAGCUCCUGCUGCAGCUGAACCAGCAGAGGACCAAGGGCUUCCUGUGUGACGUCAUCAUCAUGGUGGAAAACUCCAUCUUCCGGGCCCACAAGAACGUCCUGGCCGCCAGCAGCAUCUACUUCAAGUCCCUGGUCCUGCAUGACAACCUCAUCAACCUGGAUACAGACAUGGUCAGCUCCACGGUGUUCCAGCAGAUCCUGGACUUCAUCUACACGGGCAAGCUGCUGCCCAGCGACCAGCCGACCGAGCCCAACUUCAGCACCCUCCUCACUGCUGCCAGCUACCUCCAGCUGCCCGAGUUGGCAGCCCUCUGCCGCCGCAAACUCAAGCGGGCCGGUAAGCCCUUCGGCUCUGGGCGGGUCGGGGCCGCUGGCAUGGGGCGGCCUCCCCGCAGCCAGCGGCUAUCCACGGCCUCUGUCAUCCAGGCUCGGUAUCCCAGGCUCGUGGACGGGCGCAAGGGGGCCCACGCCUCCCAGGAGCUCCCCCAGGCCAAAGGUUCAGAUGAGGAGUUCUUCCUGGGUGGCUCUAACCAGGAGAGCAUGCACGGCCUGGGCCUGGCUGUCUGCCCAGCUGGCGGGGAAGCAGGCCUCGGGGGCUGCAGCAGCAGCACUAACGGGAGCAGUGGGGGCUGUGAGCAGGAGCUGGGCCUGGACCUGUCCAAGAAAAGCCCACCUCUGCCUCCCGCCACCCCUGGGCCCCACCUCACCCCUGAUGACCUGGCCCAGCUGAGCGACAGUCAGCACAGCUCGCCCCCCUCAGCCUCUGCCCCUCCCGCUGCCAACAGUGCCUCUUAUGCCGAGCUGGGGGGCACCCCCGAUGAGCCCGUGGAUCUGGAGGGGGCUGAGGACAGCCACCUCAGCCUGCCGGAGGGUCCUGGUGGGCAGCCUCGGAAGAGUCUCUGGCACUCGGCCCCCAAGAAGGAGUGGAGCAAGAAGGAGCCUGCGGCUGGCUCCCCCUUUGAGAGGAGAGAAGCGGGGCCCAUGGGCCCCUGCCCAGGGGAGGAGGGUGAGGGGCUCGGGGACAGGGUUCCCAAUGGCAUCCUGGCCAGCGGGGGUGGCCCCAGUGGGCCCUAUGGGGAGCCCCCAUACCCCUGCAAGGAGGAGGAGGAGAACGGCAAGGAUGGCAGCGAGGACAGUGGGCAGAGCGGGAACGAGGGAGGCAGCGGCCAUGCUGGCGCCCACUACCUCUUCUGGCAGGAGGGCUACGAGACAGUGCCCUACGGGGACAACCUGUAUGUCUGCAUCCCCUGCGCCAAGGGCUUCCCUAGCUCUGAGCAGCUCAACGCGCACGUGGAGACGCACACGGAGGAGGAGCUGUUCAUCAAGGAGGAGGGCGCCUACGAGACUGGCAGCGGGGGUGCCGAGGAGGAGGCGGAGGACCUGUCGGCACCCAGCGCGGCCGAGCCCCGGCCCUUCAAGUGCUCGGUCUGCGAGAAGACCUACAAGGACCCGGCCACGAUGCGGCAGCACGAGAAGACACACUGGCUGAUGCGGCCCUUCCCCUGCAACAUCUGCGGCAAGAUGUUCACGCAGCGAGGCACCAUGACGCGCCACAUGCGGAGCCACCUGGACCUGAAGCCCUUCGCCUGCGACGAGUGCGGCAUGCGCUUCACACGACAGUACCGCCUCACCGAGCACAUGCGUGUGCACUCGGGCGAGAAGCCCUAUGAGUGCCACCUCUGCGGGGGCAAGUUCACCCAGCAGCGCAACCUCAUCAGCCACCUGCGCAUGCAUACCUCCCCCUCCUAGAAGCCAAAGACCCGCGGCGCCCUCUGCAGACUCGUCCUCGGGAGCCCACGCACGGAGGCGCACGGAGGCGUGGCGCCAGGGGCCAGAUGCCUGGGGCCAGCAGGGGCUUGCGGCCGCCCCUGUGGCCCGGCCUGCCCACACCCAGAGCUUUAAUCGACAGUCUGUACCAAGUGAAGCCAAGAGGAGGGAAGCCAGCGGCCCGGCCGACUACCUCCCCAUCCCACCCAGGGCCCCACCCCCUCGAGGGCAGCCGCAGGGCCCGGGGCGUGGGUCAUGUGGGUCUCUGGGACCUGGUCCCUUUGCUGCAGGCCGGCUUGGAGAAGGCGUAGCGGGGCCGUCCGAGCUAGCUAGGGGCAGGGCUGCCCAUGGCCGGGGCAGUGUCUGUGUGCGUGUGCGUGUGUUGUGUCUGUGUGCGGGCGUGUGUGACCCUGGCUUUGCGGGGAGCAGGUGCUGGGGGGCAAAUCCUGCCCCCCUUGAGCCAGGGUGGCGCUGCUCACUGGCGCUGGGACAGUCAGGGUGACCCCACCGCCUACCUCUCUACAACUAAAGAGCCCUCCGGGCCUGUGUUGCUGUUAUUCCUACUGAUCUGUUCCUUUCUUUUAUUUUUGAUUUUUGUUUUUAAACCAAAACAAACAAUAGUUUAUUUUCUUUCCGGCUCCCCUGGGGCUGAGCCUGGGUCUGCAGACUGAAUGUAGCGGGGGCGCCGUGCCUCCUGCCGGUCCUGGUGCCGCGGGGCACCCGGGAACUGCCUCUCCAGGCCCAGAGGCCCCUCUUGCCCAAAGGCCUCCCCGGUCCCCAGCCCUGCCUUGGCGCCUCAGGAGAAAGAGUGCUUUUCCUGUAGUUUCCAAGGAAUAUUCUUUGUUUAGAGGUACUUGUUUUUUAUUAAGAGAAAAGCCAGUGCAACGUUUCUGUGACUGUGGGGGAGGCUGGCUCGGGCCCAGGGCCGAGGGUGCUGCCGGUUCCUUUCCGCGCGCGCACGCGCCGAGCGCACGGACAGAUGUCUCGCUUCCCUCCUUCCUCACCCAACAAGGUGGAGAGACGCCUGACCUUUUUGCUACCUCUUGAAUUCGUGACAACAAUACAUUGGUGACUGGCAGGUUUCCUCCCGUCCGCCUGCCCAGGAAGCCGGGCAGGGAGCGGGCCGGGCUCGGGCUGGCCCGGGUGGCCCCAGCACCCUGACGGGCUCCUGCAGCUCACAUGGCCGCUUUCCCUGUGAGCGUCUGGGCACAGGUGAGGGGGGUGAGCCCCCGACGGGCAAGGUGCCAGGCAUUGAGGACAGGGAGGGGGCAGCUGUUUGUUGCUCCCUGCCAGAGCCAGGAUGAGGCGGAAGUGAGCCCCCCCCAUCCUGCCCACCCCCCCAUGCCUGCAAGAGGUUGAGCUUGGGAGGGCAUCAGCCCCAGCCUGGCCAGUGAGAGGUGGGGAAGAGCCACCCAGGGCCACAUACCAUCUGGCGAACAGGGUUGGCACCUCUCUGAGCAGUCCUGACCUUUGCCCAGUCUGGCGAGAGGCUGGGCACCCCCUGUGGGCUCAGGGUCCCAGCCCUCGCGCCUCGCCUUGCACUCUCAGCCAGCCUCUCUCACCUCUGUGGGCCCUGAUCCAGGCUCACCAGGCCAGACCCAAGUUGCCGUGCUCGGUCCUGCUGUUCUUGGCCAACUGGAGCCCCAGGGCUGGGCCAGCAGGCUGUGUCCUCUUCAUUUUGCUUCAUGUUUUGUUUUGUUUUUCAUUCUAUUUUAAGUUUAGACCAAAAAAUUCCAGAGUCAUCCCCUAAGAGACCCCUCCAAAAGACCCUCCAGCUGAAAACAGAGCCUGAGUUCAGGGACUCGAGUGGUGAGCGGCGUGUUUUGGGAGGGAGCUCAGGCCACACUAGGGCUCCUGGCUGAGCCCCCCCAUGUGGUGACCCCAGCCCCGAGGUGGCCCCUCUUCCCUUUUGGUAGGAAACGGAGAGCUGGACCCUGGGUCUUGAGUUCCAGCAAGUCAGGCUGGCAACCUGGUGGAGGACACCCCGGGGCUGCACCCCCUCAGUGAGGGGGCAGGGUGCUCCAGGCCCCUGCUGUCCUGACCCCACCCCACUCCGUCAGCACUUAAGCCCACGACACAAAGUCUGUACCGCACGGGAACUGUACACACACCUGGCUGCAUGCGUGGCCUCCCGGCCAUGGGCAGCUGCAUCCGUAAGGUGACUUGUGAAAGUAGGUGAUUCCUUUGCAGAACUUCAGGGACUGGGAGCAAAGGCCCCCUCAUUCAGCGACGUCUGUGCGACAUAGUAUUGUACCCACCUUAGUAUUGUAUCGAGCCUUUUCUGUAUUUUAAUGAGAAAGCAAAACACUAGUUUCUUAUUUAAGAUUUUAAGGGUUUGUGGGGUGGGGUAGGGUUAACACAACACUUCGUUUUGUUUUCUUUUCCUUUGAUUCCAUGUCAAGCGUGUGCUUGCGAGUGUGUGUGUGUGAUGUUAAGAGCCUCACGAGAAAAUUGGGCCCUCAGAGUCCAAGGCGGCUUACAGUUCUCUGCUUUAGUCACUUAAUUCCUGAAUGUUUCGGAGAAACAGGAAACAGAAAAUAGCAGAUGUCAUGUAGGAAAGAGGAUAAACAAAGAAAGAAAAAGAAAAAAAAGCUCAUACCCAAAUUCACAAAACCUAUUUUUUAAACCAAAGCACAUUUUGAAUGAGUAUGGAACCUCAGUGGGCUCAGAAAAAGAUACUAAUAUAUUUAUCUCAUUGUUUACAUAAACUUUUACAGUCUCAGACCUCAGCAGCUGUGAGGCCAGUUCCAGGGAAGCCUCGCCUUCCGCCGGGCGCCCUUCCCCGCCACCCUGGAGCGGCUCUCGGCAGAGGCAGCCCUGGGGGCCAGGAAGGGGCUGGAAGCCUCCCUGGGUUCACCUGAGCCCUUGUCCCCAUUCCCAGGGCCUCUCCAAGCCCAGCUGGCACCAAAGAGCGUGGGCCUGUGCUGACCAGCCACCAAGGCCUCCUGGCCGGACCGUGGAAGUCCUGGCCAGCUGGCGUUCCGGAGGUGGCCGUCAGUUCUGGCCACAGGACCUGAGUCUGGGCUUGGGUCCCCUGCUGCUCUGCCCAUGACCCUCGGGGUGGGUUGAUGUGAGGGUCCCACUCAAGCCAAAAAGCCGGGACCUUUGCACAGCUCAGGCAACUCUGGUGGGUCCCCACCCCCAGGGGACCCCCCAUCCCAGACCCCACCCCAGGCAGCGGAAGGGGCUGACUGGGCCUGGUUCUUACCAACUCAGACGGUGCAAACACUCUUAACAGUGUUGUUUUUGUAUCAAUACGUUUGUGCAGUGAUGAAUGUAUUUAUUUCUCAGACUUGGGGCGGGCGAGCGAGCGGCAGGCCGGGCUCCGCCACCGCACGCUCCCACCCGACCGAGCCCUGGCAAGGGCUCCUCCAGGAUUGCAAAAAAGGAAAAAAGAAAAGAACAUUUAAACAAAUAAGAAUCUCAGAGACUCACAGCAUAGCCAUACACCUCAGCCUGUGAAAGGAACAAUCCAGACCCACGCUGACCUCCCCGGCCUCACACAGCCGUGUGUGUUUCCCGUUCAUCACCACUUGGGGGCGCCGGGGUACCCGCCUGCUCCCCCACCUGUCAGUAUUCACUGGUCCCCCGCAGUGCAGGAGUGCAAUCCAGGCUGGGCUGUGGGCAGGCAGACCCCACCUGCCCCCGCCCCACCCUGGGUGGGGUGGGGCCUGGGCAGCCUUGGGGCAGGGCUCAGGGAGUCGGGGCUGCAUCCGUCCAGCCCCCAGCCUUGGGGGACAAAAGCCAAAGGUGCCAGGCCUUAGAAGAGUAGACAAGGGCUCUCUCUGCCAUGCCAUGCCCCCCAAAGGGACCAGGGUCCCCCUAUUCCCCAGAAUCAUGUUGGGGAGAACUUGACCUGUGAAAAAGAUGCCGGCAGUUAGGGGAUGGGGGAACUUAACUGGAGCCUCAGUCUGACAUUCCAAGCUGGGGGUGGGUGUGUGGGAAUUGAGGCCACCCUGACCCCCUUCCUCGGAAGCCCCAGCUUCAGUUAUCCCACUUUGAUUUUAUACUGGGAACCCCUCCCCCUACCUCACCUUGUUAUUUAUUGCUGUAAUUCACUGACCUCAAAAAUGCUGCAUAACAGACCUCACUUGGGGCAGGGAGGAUCCCCAGGGCUCCCCCCUCCACUUGGCGGGACCCCGUGGGGCCAGGUGCUGAAGGGAACCUCUCUGUCCCCAACCCACACUUGCUUCUCCCGCUCCCGGGGGCCCAGGCUGGGCACUGGCUCAUUCUUGCAAAUACCUCGAGGGGGAGGGGAGGGAGGGGUUAUAACUGUUUUGUUUAAUUGGAACUGGAAGAGGGAUCAUGUCCUAUUUUAUGCCCUUCCCAGAAAGAGGGAGGGAUAGCAGGAUCGCACUCCUGCACUGGCCACCGCCGCUGUCACUUGUCACACUGAGUUCACCUCCCUCGAGAGUUUGGGUAAAUUCAGAUCAGAGCUGCAGGCACACAGCCAUCCAGUGUCAGAAAAGCGAUUCACCAGUGACCGAUCUCUCCAUUCAGAAGCGUGCAGUCUUAAUGUACAGUGAUGAGAAACUGUUAUUUUAUGAUCUUUUCAUUAAAAGCUUGGUUGAAAA